UUCAUUCUCGACCUUUCUCAACGCUUGCUUGCGAUCCUUACACCACUGGAAAAUAAAAGUGGUUUGGAAAUCUCUCAAAUACUACAGAGAGAUUCUGCUAUUAAGAGCACAUGGAGGACGAAGAGAUCUGGCAAGAAGGUCCUCAGUCCGUACAGGACGCAGAGUGGGCCAAGCUAUCAUCCGGAUUCACCAAUGCUGGAUACCGUGAAGGCAUCACCGCAGGCAAAGAAUCUGCCCUGCAAGCGGGGUUUGACGAAGGCUUCGCCCAAGUCGGCGUACCCAUCGGACGGCAGCUAGGCAUUCUCAGAGGCAUCGCCACGGCACUCCUCUCCUCCCUCCAAACCUCUGUCACGGCCUCCCAGAACACCGUGUCCGUAGACGAAGUUCGCGCCAUAACGUCCCAGCUAGGAAGCAUCCGCUUCUCCGACAUCGCUCCCCCAGACCUGGAAGCGGUGCGUCACGCACGGGAGCAUCUCGGUGACCGCAGGCUAGAGGAGGCUGACGAGAUGGAGAUGCCUGUCCCGGAAGAAGUCCAGGGAAAACGCGCCAUCGAGAGUCUGGAGGAUAUGCUCGCACAGAUGGGCGGCGGGGCGGCGGCGACGGCGAAACGUCCGAGCAUGGACGACGUGAACGAGCUGCAGAAACGCCUGCUCGCUGUAUGCGGGCAGAUGGGCUUGUCGCUACAAUGGAAUUGAAGUUGCAAGGCCACCCAGACAGGAGUCACUCGUCGAGGGAUCGUCAUGCAAAAUCGUCGCCCCGAGAGUGGCGAGGGAACAGGCGGCUUCG
Molecule: messenger RNA, 786 nt
Organism: Rhodofomes roseus
Lineage: Eukaryota; Fungi; Basidiomycota; Agaricomycetes; Polyporales; Fomitopsidaceae
Exons: 2
Coding region: 111-695 (194 amino acids)
Source: RefSeq, a predicted model, not a curated record